Molecule: messenger RNA, 5436 nt
Organism: Drosophila melanogaster (fruit fly)
Lineage: Eukaryota; Metazoa; Arthropoda; Insecta; Diptera; Drosophilidae
Gene: lig
Product: lingerer
Exons: 15
Coding region: 419-4450 (1343 amino acids)
Cellular component (GO): cytoplasm
Source: RefSeq, marked reviewed
UCACAUUAAAAGUGCGUUUCUCGGCGCAUUUGCAGGUAUUGAGUGUGACUCCGUUUUGAAAAUUUGUUUAUCCAAUUUAAAGCCGUGACCGGAACCCUGCUGAGGUGUUAAAGUUUAGUUUAAGUGUCCCCCCACCUGUGCAACGUGUUUUCGACAUGUCUCCCGGGGGCUUGUCAGCGAAAAACUCGGUUGAAAAUUCAAUAGUGGCCGCUGUCUGGAGCGGCGGUCGUCGUCAAUUACUGGGUCCCUUGGUUUACAUAAGAGCGAAAGAGUCGGCUAGUGUGGCGUUGCAGAAAUGGCGUCGAAGUAUGUGCACAUGGCUGGGUCUAUUAAGGCUAUAUAUCCCGUUUGCCCCGCAAUGUGCAACUGGGAGUGCGUUAUCCUUGCCGGCUAAUUUGUAUAUACAGUGUACAUAGAGAUGAGCACACAAACUCGUUCAGGCGGCGGGGGAGGCGGCGGCCAUGCCCGCAACCAGAAAAAGUCAAAUGCCAGCAACUCCGGCGGAGGAGGAACCGGCCAUCACGAUGGAGUCUCACAUGCUGCGGCCGCUGGCAAGAAGGGAGGCCAGGAUGCCAGCAAGACAGACAAGCCAGAGAAGGCCCAGCCCAAGGCUACCACCGAACAGUUGCGCAUUGCCCAGAUCACCAAUAGCACCACAGAGGAUCCGCAGAUCAACGAGAAGGUUCUCCUUCUUUUGACCAUGACCCAACGUUCCGAGGAGGAGGUCUGCUGUGCCCUCAACGAGUGCGAUUACGACCUGGAGGCCGCGGCCAACUUCUUGAUCGAGGAGCUACCGCAGGGCGCCUUUGCCAAGUACGAGAAAAAGCGCAAGAACAAGGCUGCAAAUAACACGGCUGAUGGUGCUGCUGGCGAUGGCGAUUGGGCCGAUGGCAAUGGCAAUGCGGACAGGCGGGAAAAGUCGCGAAACCGCAGCUCAAAUCGCGGAGGCACCCGUGGCUCCAGUGACAGUCGUGGAUGGCGCGGAAGAGAGACUCGUGAGAAUGAGCGCAACCAGCGCGAAUCUCGCGAACCUUGGUCCGGGCAAAACGCUGGUCAGGACCGCGGUGACGAUCGGGCAAAUGACAACUACCGCGGGCAGCGCAACGGCGGCGGACGCAGUGGUCCCGGUGGCGGUGGACGCGGUGGUGGCUUUGUCUCUCGCUCUGGCCGUGGCGGCGGCCGCAUGGGGGGACGCACCGGUGGACCGCGUGGCGAUCGCGGCAGCGGAGGCCCUGGUGGUGCUUAUGGAUCAGGUCGCGGUGGCAAUGCAAACGAGGAUCACCACGAGGUUGAGCUGUGGGACAACACCAUUGCCCAAAAUGCCGAGAAGCAGCAACAGGCUCAUGACGAUGCCUGGGGCGACUGGAACAACGAGGAGUACGAGGGCUCGCUCAAGGACAGCAAGGUGUUCACCACUAGCAACCUGGCAACGCAAUCCGCUGCCAACGUGGUUAGCGGAACUGGCGCGAGUGUUACAGCUGUUCCUGCGGCGGCUGGAACCGAGAUAUCGGCGCCACCGGGCCUUGAACAUCAGUUGGUGCAGCAGGGAUCUCAUCUGGAGGAGAGCUCCAGCAGCGGCCCAGCGGCGGUCACACCGCCAGCAACGCUGAGCGGCUCGGCGACCACGCCGCUGCUGCAAUACAGCGCAGCGGUCAGUAAUCCACCGCCCCAGCUGCAGUCCCAGGGCACACAGUCAGGAGCGGGUACAGGAGCGAGCGCAGCUGCCGGCGGAGGAGCAGGCAGCACACCGUCAUCCUUUGUAUCCGCCUCUCCCGACACAUUCUCAAGCGCCGCCUCGGCAGCUGCCACGCUGGUGCAUCAAGCACAAAAGCAGCAGCAACUUCAGCAGCAGACGACGCCUAUCAAGCCGUCGGCUACUUUGUCGGUCGAGCAAUCUCAGUAUUUCAACUCGUUGGCCAGCCAGGGCGUCAGCCCAGGUUCUGUUCCAGUGCAAUCGGCGCCAGCGGGUUACGCGCAAAACCCCGUGGCCGCCUACUCCCAAACUAGCACUAGCGUGGGUGUGAGCCAGUACCCCAAUACCUAUGCCAACGUAUUCGCUUCUGGAACGGCAGCUGGAGCUGGCACUGCCGAGCAAUCGCAGCAGCAACCGCAGAUACGGAGGGCACGUGUUAAGCUGCCACCACCCUCGAAGAUUCCUGCGAGUGCCGUCGAAAUGCCCGGAGACAAUGCACUGAACAACAUUGGCUACCUGGACGUGCAGUUCGGCGCUCUGGACUUCGGCACGGACGAUGGCUUCGAGCCAUUGCCGGAGAAGGUUGGUUCGGGCUUUAGCAUUGAUGGUCAGCAGCAGCAACAGCAGCCAGAUGACUACCAGAGCAAGUCCCAGCAACAGCAGCAGGUGACGCUAGCGGCAGGUCUACAGAGUUCGCAGAUUAGCGAUGCCUUAAAUGCAGCGGGCUAUACAAGCCGUUCGACGUCACAGCAGCAGCAGGGCGUUAGCUCAGCGGUGAAUGCCACAAUCGAUCAGCUGACCAAGAGCGAUCCCUACGGACAGACGGGCGGCAGUGGUAACGCCUACCAAAACGCGUACCAGAGCAGUGGAGCGAGUAAGACAGCCAGUGGCUUUCCGACGACCGCGCCCGGUGGCUACAGCAGCUCCACAUACGCGAAUGUGCAAAGCUCAGUAGCCAACAGUUACCAGCAGCAGGGAUACGGCUCAUACCAGCCCAGUUCCUACCAGCAGCAGGCUGGCAGCGGGGCUCAAAGCGGUACAGGUGCGGUAAGCGGAGGCGGAGGAACGGCGACGCAAAACAUUCCGGUUGGAGGCAGCAGCAGCCAAAAUAGCACGAGCGGCAAUGCGAGCUCUGCCUACCUCACAUCCGGAUAUUCGACACCACAAAGUGCUUACCAGUCAAGCCAGAGUGUUUAUGGCAACACUGGACUGUCCAACAGCAGCGGGUUCUCUGGCAGUGCGAGCAACGCGUCCUCGCAGUACGCCAAUUUCAGUGCCAGCGCCAAGCUAAAGGAUGCGACCACGGCCAGUAGCGCCGCUCAUUACGACAGUGUCUCAACCAGCAGCGGAGUGAGCAGCAACAGCGGAAGCACAGGCAAUGGCGGUGUGGUGAGCGGUCAAACAGGUGCUAACCAGGCGGCUGUAUCGAACAAUAACAGCGUGAGCGGCAGCAGCUCGGUCAGCAAUGUGACGGCAGGCGUUGCGAGUGGCAACGUAGCUGGCGUGGGCGGAGGCGUAAGCCAGAGCGGCGUAAGUAGUGGAGUCGGCGUGCCCGGUGGCAGCGCGUCCAGCGUCGGUGUGAAUGUGAACAACAACAGCAGCAGCGCCAGCUCGGUGGGAGCAGCGACCGUUGCCCAGACAGCCACGGGAACCACCGCUGCAGUGCUGGCCUCGCUGACCAACAAGAACACCAGCAGCAGCAAUAGCAGCGGCAGCGGUGGCAGUGCUGCCACGACGACGGGCAACGCCAGCGGACAAGGUGCGGGAGCAAGCACCGGCGGCGUGGGCAGCUCGUCGGGUGCUGGUGGUGCUGGUAGUGGUGGUGGCAGCGGUAGCGGCUUGGUGCCCACCAACAUCCAAAUGGUUAGUCAAUAUAUUCAGACUGGAUUGCCAUACUAUCAGCAACCAGUGUAUUCCUACGAGGAAUUGCAAAUGAUGCAACAGAGAGUGCCACAUGUGCAGGGAUAUUACGAUCUGAACUAUCCGCCGGCCAGUUUAGGAGCUGGACGUGACAACCUCGGCUCUGUGACGUAUUCUGCUAUGAAUGAUGGACGCUUUGCCCGCACUGACAAUAACUCCAGUCCGGUCGGCAAUGUCUCCAGCACAAUGUCGCAACAGGCUGGCUCAAGUGCGCCCAUGCUAAAUGUUCCUUACGCCUACUUCUAUGGUGGCAAUGUAAUGCCCGGUAGUUUUCAAUAUGGCACGCCCGCCAUAUAUCCACAAAUACCGGCAGCAAACACUGCCUCCGGUCAACAGUUCCCGAAGCCUUCGUAUAGCGCGGGCUACGGCUCGACCAGCUAUGACACUCUGUCGCAGACCACGCAGGACUACAGCAAGGGCGGCUACUCGUCGAGCGUGAAUCAGCAGAGCAAAACUCAGACUGUGUCCAACCAGUCGCAGGCAGGCACUGGAUCCGAUCUGACCUCUUCUAUGUACGGAAAAGGACACGUGGCGCUGAACAAGGUUAAUUCGUACGAGAAGCAGAGUUUCCAUUCGGGCACUCCGCCCCCGUUUAACAUGCCCAACACUCAGACGGCUGGAGGCACCUCUGCCCAACCGUACGGCAUGUACUUGCCGAUGCCAGCGGCCGGACACCACAAUAUGAUCCAUCAGCCCAUCCACCAGAUGGACGGCAGGAUUCAUAGCUCAUCCCGCCGGGACUCGAACAGUGCCGGGCAGCGUCAACAGUCGACCAGCCAGUCGAAGUCUGCUGGCAAGCAAGGCUACUCGCCCUCGUACUGGGCCGGACAGAACUAGCUUCCGGAGAACACGAUCUGGCGGCCCCUGCAGAUCGCCCGCGCGAACGACUUUUAUAGCCUUCGCAGCAAUAGCAGCAGCACCACAACAAUAACAACAACAACCACCACCACCACGCCCAUUCACCACAUCUACAGCAAGAGCAGCGCCAGCAAUGCCCGGACGCUGCCCAUCACACUCGGAACCAACUCAAAAGUGACCACAAUAGCAGCCAGCAACUCCACAACGAGCGUGGAUGCCAGCAACACACCAACAGCAGCAAUAGUUAAGACGACAACAUCGGCGAUGCCGGGCAUUCCCGGCCAGUUGCUGAUGCUCGUCAAGGAGCAACAGCAGCCACAACCACAGCCGCCACCACAACAACAACAACAUCAAGCACUCGCCGACAAGGUGGGGAGCGAGAAAUCCUCGCCAGCGUCGGAGAAUGAUUAUCUAAUAUACGAUGAUAAGCGAUCAUACUUUACUUAAUAAGAAACGUUUUUACUACGAACGCACUGUAAAGGCGCCGCUCAGCAGCGUCCUGACCACCACGCCUCCCUCCUCCCCUCAGCCUCAAGACACACCACACCCCACACUUGCGGAGGCGACUCCUAAAGCCAACCACACACACAACACACUUCCUCACACAACAAAGAGUAGAACGAAACAUACAGCAACAUCCGCAUAAAUAUACCAAGUACCAUUUUCACAUUGCAUACAAAUAAAUUUACAAAGAUAAAGAGUAACAAUUAUUAAUUAUUAAAGGCGUAAAACGAUUUAACAGAUUUAAGAGUGUAAGAGAGAAACCGGAAAUGCAGAACAGUAAAUUAAAAAUACAAGUAUAUAUAUUAAAUAAACCACAAAACCACAAACAUAACGUGAAUGAGAAAAAACAAAACAAACAAAAAUUAAUUAUUGUAAUCGGUUUAAACUUAUAUGUAUAAUUAUAACCUUAAUAUUUAAACUAAAUACAAAAAAGAAGAUACGAUUAAAUCCAAACAAAAUGC